AAAUUCAAUUUUUUUAAAAGUGUGCAGCAGUGUAAACAACAAGUGCUUUCUCUCUCUAGGUUUUUGCUCUCCAAUUUCUACUUUUCCCCUUUCUCUCUCUAGAUAUUUUUGACUAAUCAAUGUUUUUGCUUGAUUGGUUCUAUGGAGUGCUUGCUUCGCUCGGCUUAUAUCAGAAGGAAGCAAAGAUCUUGUUUUUAGGGCUUGAUAAUGCUGGUAAAACGACGUUGCUUCAUAUGUUGAAAGACGAGAGAUUAGUGCAACACCAGCCUACACAGUAUCCAACAUCAGAGGAGUUGAGUAUUGGAAAAAUUAAGUUUAAGGCUUUUGACUUGGGAGGCCAUCAGAUUGCUCGAAGAGUAUGGAAGGACUAUUAUGCCAAGGUGGAUGCAGUUGUUUACCUUGUAGAUGCAUAUGACAAGGAGAGAUUUGCCGAGUCAAAAAAGGAACUAGAUGCUCUCCUUUCGGACGAGGCUUUGGCUAAUGUUCCAUUUCUUGUCUUGGGCAACAAAAUCGAUAUACCGUAUGCUGCAUCAGAAGAUGAACUUCGUUGCCACCUGGGCCUUGCGAACUUCACCACAGGCAAGGGGAAGGUGAAUUUGGGAGAUUCAAAUGUCCGUCCCCUUGAGGUGUUCAUGUGUAGCAUUGUCCGAAAAAUGGGUUAUGGAGAUGGUUUCAAGUGGCUUUCUCAGUAUAUUAACUAGAGAGGUAUAGGAACAUAAUGUUUACUCAGUUCAUAAUCACAAGUGCUAUGUCAUACUAAAUUGCUUUGAACAUUUGUUCUAGAAUCACAGUUGAAGGAACUUCUGUUGUUUUCAUUUUAAAUCUUAGUAAAAUUACAUGCACAUGCCCUUUUUAUGCA
This is a messenger RNA of Ricinus communis (castor bean), 859 nucleotides long. RefSeq names its product GTP-binding protein SAR1B. The coding region runs from base 120 to 701 and encodes 193 amino acids. Gene Ontology annotation, biological process: intracellular protein transport; vesicle organization; membrane organization. Gene Ontology annotation, molecular function: GTP binding; GTPase activity. Gene Ontology annotation, cellular component: endoplasmic reticulum exit site; COPII vesicle coat. Lineage: Eukaryota; Viridiplantae; Streptophyta; Magnoliopsida; Malpighiales; Euphorbiaceae. The transcript is spliced from 3 exons. The record is from RefSeq and is a predicted model, not a curated record.